Molecule: messenger RNA, 1566 nt
Organism: Penicillium atrosanguineum
Lineage: Eukaryota; Fungi; Ascomycota; Eurotiomycetes; Eurotiales; Aspergillaceae
Product: acyl-CoA synthetase
Exons: 3
Coding region: 1-1566 (521 amino acids)
Biological process (GO): fatty acid metabolic process
Molecular function (GO): medium-chain fatty acid-CoA ligase activity
Source: RefSeq, a predicted model, not a curated record
AUGCCUAUCCCUUCGCUCCCGCUAUUCCUGGCGGCGCAACAACACGCCCAAAAUGACCCCGCGAAAGUGGCCGUGAUCGACGCAACCAAGCAACAAUCCUUCACAUACACCCAGCUCCUCGAGGAUGCGGCUGGUCUCAGAAAGCAGAUUACAGAACAGCUGGGAUUGACCGACUUGGAAGAACGGCGUAUCGCGUUUCUUGUGCCGAAUGGCUACGACUAUGUCGUGACCAGCUGGGCCGUUUGGGCUGCCGGUGGUGUUUGUGUGCCACUUUGCACCAGCCACCCUGCCAAAGAAUUGCUAUACGUCAUUGGCGAUUCAGACCCAUGCCUAGUUAUCAUCCAUCCUACGUUUGACAAGGUUGCGCCGGCUUUGCGCGAGGGAUGCACUACGGAUGUCCCCUUCAUGGGCCUUGACCCUUUCACCAAGAAUGAUGCCCCGUCUCUGCCAUCCUUCUCACUGUCAUUGGCCCUUGAUAGACUCGCCCUUAUGAUUUACACCAGUGGGACUACAUCAAAUCCGAAAGGAUGUGUCACCACGCAUGAGAUGAUAACUUUCCAGGCCAGCUGUCUCGUCAAAGCCUGGAAAUAUAGCCCGACGGACCAUCUUAUUCACGUCCUCCCACUUCACCACAUCCACGGCAUCAUCAACGGACUUGUCGCUAGUCAUUUGAGCGGUGCUACGGUGGAGAUGCACCCCAAAUUUGACCCUCAAGUUAUCUGGGGGCGAUGGCAGGCCCAAGAAUCUACCUUGUUCUUCGCUGUUCCUACCAUCUAUUCCCGUCUAAAUGACUACUUCGACGCCCACAUUCGCGGAACAAUCCAGGAGGACGCUGCUCGAGCUGGAGCUCGCGCUCUGCGUCUAAUUGUCAGCGGUUCGGCCGCGCUUCCGACCCCCAUCAAAACCAAGUUUGGUGAAAUCACUGGUCAAACCCUGCUGGAGCGUUAUGGAAUGACCGAGAUCGGCAUGGCCUUGAGCUGUGGACUGGAAGACGAGAAGCGGAUUGAUGGAAGUGUUGGCUGGCCACUUCCAGGGGUCCAGGUUCGGUUGGCCGACAAGGAAACCGGCCGUAUCGUUGAGGAAAUUGACGAGGAUGGUAUGAUCGAAAUCAAAGGCGGAAAUGUCUUCCUCGAAUACUGGCGUAAGCCUGAGGCUACAGCCUCUGAAUUUACGAGCGAUGGAUGGUUUAAGACAGGAGACGUGGCCAGGCGUGACUCUGAUGGUGCAUAUUUUAUCCAGGGACGCGCAUCAGUGGAUGUGAUCAAGUCGGGCGGCUACAAAAUUUCCGCGCUUGAAGUUGAGCGCAAAAUGCUGGCCCUAGAAUCCAUUCAGGAGGUAGCUGUGGUCGGACUGAAGGAUGAAGAAUGGGGACAGAGAGUGGGUGCAGUGGUAAAGUUCCGAGGAAAUCCACUGGACCUGCAGACUCUUCGUGCGCAACUGAAGACCGAAAUGGCGGCCUAUAAGAUUCCCACUGUCCUAGAGGUCGUCGAUGCCAUCGAGCGGAAUGCCAUGGGCAAAGUUAACAAGAAGAUUCUUGUGCAGAAGUACUGGCCGGACAAGGCUUAA